AAUCACGAUGCGGAAUCUUUGCCUCGUGCUUCAGACCUGCUAGUUCGGAGCACCCGCUCCCACCUGCAUCGUCUUCGCCGGCGGUCGGGAGCUCACCAGCGGGGCACACGGGCCGGCGAUGGCUCCGGUCACCCAGGCGCGGUGGUCAGCGCUUCCUCCUCGCCUCCGGCUGCCACCACCGGCCGGCGCCGACGGAGUCGCCGCCGCCGCCUCCUCCUCCAGCUGCCGUUGUAACGUCACUGAACUCGUUGUUUUCUCUACUCCUCUACUCCUCUAGCGCUUUCCGACGAAGUAGCGUGCGAGUGGAUAAGAAUUUGGAUAUGAUUGCUCUUGCUCCCUGGAUGGUCCGUAGUCUUCCAGCAAUGGCAAUGAAUGGUUUUAGAUGAAUUAUUUUUUUUACCCGGGUCAUCAUAAAUUUGCUAGCAACAUUUUCUACUACUGUUCAUCUUUAGCCCCCCUUCCGUUGACUCCCAAUAGUACUUUUUUUCCUUUUGUUUGGCAGUGGAGUCUCACCAGUAUUGGGUGUACAAAAUGACAAAAAUAAAACACACUUUUGGUUUAUGAGUAGAGGUCAACAAAACACGAAAGCUCAAAAUCAUAGAAAGUGUUGAAAUCACAAUGUUUAAUAAAACUUGAAGAAAGACCGCAACGCUCCUUCGAGCACCCACGUGUGCACUGCGCGUUCACACCUGGCACCUGACGUGGCGCCUGGAGCUGAGCUGUAGCCGGCAUUCGCCCUGAAGCUUCCUGCCCCCGCCUCUGCCUUUUCCCACCGACCCCGAUUCGCAUCCCGCGAUUCCGCGGCAUUCCCGACCCCAAAUCCCGUUUCCCUCGCGCCGCAUCGAGCGCAGACCGAAACGACUCGCCCACGCCUCCUCACCUCUCCGGCCUGCGCAGAUCGCCGCCGCCUCCUCCUCCUCCUCCGCCCGCCGAUGGCCGCCGCCGACCCGCCGCCGCGCGGGGGUGCCGCGGCCCCCGCGCCAGUGCUGCGGCGGAGCCCCAGCAUCGAGCGCAUCCCGGAGGACGCGCGCCGCAUCCUGCUCCGCCUGGCCGGCGAGCUCUGGGGCGGCGACGUGGACCCGGGCGCGCUCGCCGUGUCCCAGCUCAAGGGCGCCAUGACCAACGAGGUCUUCCGGAUCACCUGGCCCGGAGGCGAGGGCGACCCGCGCAAGGUGCUCGUGCGCAUCUACGGCCAGGGCGUCGAGGUCUUCUUCGACCGCGCCGACGAGGUCCGCACCUUCGAGUGCAUGUCGCGCCACGGCCAGGGGCCCCGCCUCCUCGGCCGAUUCGCCAACGGCCGCGUCGAGGAGUUCAUCAACGCCAGGACGCUGUCUACGGCGGAUCUGCGUGACCCGGAGAUAUCAGCGCUGAUUGCCAAGAAGCUGAGGGAGUUUCACGAUCUCGACAUGCCUGGACCCAAGGAUGUCUCGUUGUGGCAGAGGCUCAGGUGGCUUGAGCAGGCUCGUGUCAGGUGUUCCGAGGAAGAGUCCAAACAAUUUCAGCUGAAUAAGCUUGGCGAUGAGAUUGCCUUGCUGGAGAAGGCGCUGUCGGGGGUCAUUCAGUCAGUAGGAUUUUGCCAUAAUGAUCUGCAGUAUGGGAAUAUUAUGAUAUAUGAAGAGACCAGACAAGUCACCUUGAUUGACUAUGAAUAUGCCAGUUUUAACCCUGUUGCAUUUGACAUUGCUAAUCACUUUUGUGAGAUGGCUGCUGAUUACCAUACAUCAACACCUCAUGUGCUGGACUUUGCAAAAUAUCCUGACAUUGAGGAGCAGCGAAGAUUUGUUCAAACAUACCUUAGCUCUUCAGGUGAAACUCCAUCAGAUGAGGAAGUUGAAAACCUACUAGGCUUGAUUGCAAAGUAUACUCUUGCAAGCCAUAUCUUUUGGGGCCUUUGGGGAAUAAUCUCGGCGCACGUGAACAAAAAUAUUGACUUCGAGUACAUGGAGUAUGCAAGGCAACGCUUCGAUCAGUACUGGCAGACAAAGCCUAGAAUACUUGGAUCCAACUGAUUAGUCAUUUCUUUUUCUUGUUUUACGGGCUCUUGGCUAGCUAGUCCUGCGAAUUCUAUUCGUCAGUAGCGUCUAGUUGUUGCCAGUUCUUUGCUGCUGAUUGUUCAGCUCGUUCCGUAAGUUUUUAAUUAUAAUGUAUUUAACCGAUGAUGCAAGCAAUGCGAUUGAAAUAUAGGGAGGAGGGAUGUGUUUAUAGCUACAAGAGGCGCCCGAUCUGUUGAAUUAAUGGAUCAUCUCCAGUAACAUUGUAGAUUAAGGCAGUUCUCCCUUACACGCCAUCAUUGGUCUUCUCCGUACACACUUGGUCCAUUUAAAAGUAAACCCCUCAGGCCCUCACAGCGACAAUCACUCCUCUUCCAGAUAUGUUUGCACCAUGGGUGCCAUCAUGCUCAUUUGGUUGUAAAUUGUAGUCCCUCCACUUCAAAAUAUAGCACUGUUUGACU
Molecule: messenger RNA, 2452 nt
Organism: Panicum hallii
Lineage: Eukaryota; Viridiplantae; Streptophyta; Magnoliopsida; Poales; Poaceae
Product: probable choline kinase 2
Exons: 7
Coding region: 933-2009 (358 amino acids)
Biological process (GO): phosphatidylethanolamine biosynthetic process; phosphatidylcholine biosynthetic process
Cellular component (GO): cytoplasm
Molecular function (GO): choline kinase activity; ethanolamine kinase activity
Source: RefSeq, a predicted model, not a curated record